Messenger RNA from Prunus mume (Japanese apricot), 2062 nucleotides. RefSeq lists its product as uncharacterized. NCBI's taxonomy places the organism in Eukaryota, Viridiplantae, Streptophyta, Magnoliopsida, Rosales, Rosaceae. The record is from RefSeq and is a predicted model, not a curated record.
CUAAGACUAAACUGUAACACAGUUUUGGUGGUCGUUCGAGAAAUCAAAAAUGUUGAGCCAAGACCCCUCGCUCGCUAAAACCCUAAACCCUUCUCUCUUUCGCUUCACUCCAUUUCCCAACCCUCUCCGCAAAACUCUAACACUUCAACCCAUCAGCACCGCUCCUAAACGCCUCUGCAUCAAAGCAUUCUCCCAAUUCCCUCAAAAUUCCGACCCCAAUUUCACAUUUUCCCACCAAAUUCCCCAACUCCGGCGGGACAUCCGCUCGUUAGCCGGCCGUAGCAAGAAGAAGCCCGGAGGUGGACCGUCCCCGGGCCGAAUCGAAGGUAACGCGGAGUUUCGCAAGGAGGUGAAGCAAAAUGCUCGCCGGAAAAGCAAGAAGCUUGCGGAGUCCAUGUUCUACCGACUCAAGAACCCUAGCCGGAAGUACGCUGAUAACUUCACCGACGACGAGCUCCAGCAAAUCGGGCUUGGGUACGACCGCAUGGUCCGGUUCAUGGAGAAAGACGACCCCAAUUUGCGCCACCCCCAUGAUUGGUACAAGUACGGCGAAUUUGGGCCUUACUCAUGGCGUGGAGUGGUCGUCGGUGAACCGGUUCGGGGGAGGUUCACCGACGAGAGGGUAACGAUGAUUGGUGAAGUUAAGGACCAGGAAGAGUGGGAAAAGAUUGAGCAAUUUGAGAUGGGUCAAGAUUUUGGGAAGAGAUUGACACAGUUGGACAGGAGCAAAGGGUUUAAGUACUUUUGGGUGUUUGUGAGGCACCCAAGGUGGAGACUUUCAGAUUUUCCGUGGCAGCAGUGGACUUUGGUCUGUGAGGUGGUUGUGGAAGGUGAUAAACAGAGGUUGGAUAAGUGGAACUUGAUGGGUAGGCUUGGGAACUUGACUAGGUCCAUGAUAACAAAAUGUGCAGCUUGGAUGAGACCAGAUAUAAUAUACGUGAAGAGGCCGGUUUAUCAGUGUAGGUUUGAGCCUCAGGGUGAUUUUUUCCGGGUGUUGGCGCCUUUUCUUGAUCCGAAAACAGAGGAGGAUUACUUAUUUGAGUUGGAGAGAGAUGAUGGGAGUGUUGAAAUGUGCACUUAUUUUGGUGGGUUGUGUAAGAUUGUGAAGGUGAAUCAGAAGGCGUUUGUGGAUGAUGUGGUGAAGGGUUAUGAGAAGUUGAGUGAUGAAGAGAAGUCUAGGUGUUUGGGGUUUUUGCUGAAGAAUCAUCCGGUUCAGUUGUUGCAUCCCUAUACGAAGGAGUGGAAGGCUAAGUUGGAGGAGUGGGAGUUGGGUUGUGAUGCUCCGGAUGAUGAUGAUGAUGAUGUCCGCAGUAUCAAUGUGGCUGAGAAGGAGUAUACGGAUUGGAUUGAGGUUGAUGAGGAUAAUAAUGAGGAAGAAGAUGUUGUUAUGGAAAUGGAAGAUGGCGGAGAGAAUGAAUUUGGGGAUGAUAAUGAGAACAGCAAUGAUGACGAGGAGGAAGAUGAUGGAGACGAUGAAUUGGGAGUUGAAGAAGAAGAGUUAGGUGAAGAAGAGGAUGAGAAAUAUUGGGAGGAGGAGUUUCAAAAGGCGGUGAGUAGCUCUGAUGCAAUGGAAAAGCUAGCAAAACGGAGUGUAGAGGUAAAUACUGAGUACUAUAAGAAGCAACUGAGAGCAAUGGAAAGGAACAAAUAUGGAAACUUGGAAGAUGAUGGUGAUGAAACCGCCUUGAGGAGAAAACGACCGACUGUGAGCCCCGAAGAAUGGAAGAUGGCUGGGUAUGGUCCAUGGAGGAAAAGGAUUAAAAAGAGUAAAAUUCCUCCGCAACUGUUCUUGCGAGCAGCAGUUAGACCAUUCAAUUACAGAAAUCUUGUGAAGGAGAUUGUUUUGACUAGGCAUGCAAUUCUGGAUGGUGACUUCGGUGCAAAGACUUGAAACAAUAUCAUUUCAUGCCUCUUGUUUGGAUCACUGUAUCGGCUAGUUUAGAAAAUUACAGAGAGCAUAUGUAUGUUAUGAAUUGAUGAUGCCUCUUGUUGUAUGAAGUUGAAGUUGAGUGCAAGAGAGUUUUGGCAUGGUAGUUUUGAAUCAACUUUUGUUGAGCUGCAA